This is a messenger RNA of Medioppia subpectinata, 420 nucleotides long. NCBI's taxonomy places the organism in Eukaryota, Metazoa, Arthropoda, Arachnida, Sarcoptiformes, Oppiidae. The record is from the annotation of a GenBank genome assembly.
GUGAUAUACUGUGGAUAUGAUGCUGAGGAGGCUUAUUAUGAUGACAUGAAUCCACGUUAUGAGCGAUACGGCACUGGCGUUGAAUGUCCCGCAAAUGUAGACUCACUUAAAGAUAUUUGCAGCGAACUGGGCACUACUAAUAAUCUAUCAGGGAGAUUCUUCUGGGAUGUAGUGGCCGGCUUGAAAUAUCUCGGUUAUCUCAAGCCAAGAAUCCGGGACAUAAUAUUGGAAAGUCCCAGCAUUGCUCACUACGAGAAAGUUAACCAAUUUUGCAAACUACCCGAUGACACCAUGGUCAAAUACUGCGUAUUAACCAAUGCUAAAUUGAACGAGGCGAAAGCACUACGCGACCGAUUUCUUGGUUACCUGAACGAGGCUAGCAAGCAGACAAAAAUUAACUUGAGCCAAGUACUAUGGUAG